Messenger RNA from Penicillium argentinense, 6201 nucleotides. Its product is annotated as anaphase promoting complex subunit 1. The transcript has 2 exons. Gene Ontology annotation, cellular component: anaphase-promoting complex. NCBI's taxonomy places the organism in Eukaryota, Fungi, Ascomycota, Eurotiomycetes, Eurotiales, Aspergillaceae. Gene Ontology annotation, molecular function: molecular adaptor activity. The coding region runs from base 1 to 6201 and encodes 2066 amino acids. The record is from RefSeq and is a predicted model, not a curated record. Gene Ontology annotation, biological process: metaphase/anaphase transition of mitotic cell cycle; anaphase-promoting complex-dependent catabolic process; protein K11-linked ubiquitination.
AUGGCAUCCACUCGCUCACUCGGCCUCCACGAGCCUUCGGGCGUCUCCUGGCUGGUCACCGAAGGCAUCCUAUCUCCGAACCCCUCUGAGAACGAAUACAAAUGGACGACAUCUGUGGACGAGACCGCUUCGACUGGGCCGGUGGACGACGAACUCGUGUGGACGUCGCAUUGCGUGGUCUGGUCUCGCGCAGGGAUGAGGGACAUGUCAAGCCGAGCGGCUCGGCCCAUGGAGGGCCGGGCAAUACUUGGAGCCGGCUGGCUUCCAAAGACCCAAAUAUGCGGGGAAAGCAAGGCAAGCAAGACCAAUUACAAGAUAUUGAAUAUGGAAGCUAACUGGGGGUCGACUUUAGACCUGAAGGGAGACCAACCAGUGGCCGUUGUGGAUCGCCGCCCUGUUAAUGAGAAAGUAUCACGAGCUCUGGUGGUCGUGCUCAAGUCCCAGGCCCAUAUCUUCUUUGUUACAGGUACAAGUCACACAAUCCCUCUGCCAUUUGAGGUUCACUCUGUAUUCGCUACCCCUCAAGGCCUAUUGUUCCAGAGGAAGAUGCCCGACGAAGAUCCAGGCCGCCAACCUCCAACUGCUCCUCCAAACUCUUUCCUAUCUUCCUCGCUAUUCGAUCCUCGGGCUUCGCAAUCGCAAGAUUUUACACCAUUGUCCAGCAAGGGCAAACGCCGAUCGUCAAGAUUCUCUACUUUUCAACGCUCCUCGUGGAUUCCCAAGUCCACUUCAAGUAACGAUCUUCCUCGAGUGUUCUCCCUCAUUGACCCUCACUCGGAAAUGGGACUAGUCGUAACAUCGCAAAAGAAACAGUGGAAGAAAAGCAGCGUUACCAGCACUAAACCAAAGCCUUCUGGCUUGGAUUUGCUUGAUACUGCCGAUGAGAUAAUAUACAUCUCCCCGAAAGACGAGCUUGCGGGUUCUGGCCCAGUAUCCAUUGGACUGCCCUUGAUACUGGUCGUUACUAAAAACACGACAACCGGGCUUCAUACAAUUUGGACAGCACGAUAUCGCGACGAUGAUCCCAAUGGUUCGCUGAAAGAGAAAGCUCGUCGACAUACAGAAGGCACUCAGUCCAAACGACGGAGUUCGUACUAUGGCAUGACCACCGGCACAACGACUCCAGCUGCACGUCCCUCGGCUCGGGAGAGCUUUGGGCCAUGGACGGAGAACCGCAAUGCAUCUCAACCUAUCGAUGAGAAGAAUGAUCCCGAAGACGAUCUUGUUUCAAGGGUCGCGCAAGAUUUCGGAGACGUUGGCGUGCCGUUGAAAACAUCAAGACGGGUUAGCUCAUUGCUUGCUCGAACUGACUUGGCGACAGGCCAGGACCGUCUCACGUUCUCGGACCUGGCCACUGGCAGUCAGUCCAGUACUGCGCAUCCUAGUGGGCUGAGACAGUCAAUAGGAGCAGCCAGUGGUCGUGGUAGUUUUGGCUUCAAUCCUCGUGCCUCCUUACCUCCCACCUCCGGGUCUGUCUAUAGCACUGCAGGCAGCUUUGUGGAUGCCCCGGUGGAUAGGCUCCUUGAGGAACUCAACAACGACGUUCUGAGUGAAGGAUUUGAGAACAUUGCCCUCCGAGAGUCCACAUCUGGUCUUCCAGAAGAGCUACUUCUCACCAGAGUGGAGAGUUUUUCGACGAAAUUUUCCGGUAACUUCCGUGCAUCUGGUUCGCAGUCACAAUCCCACCACCUGAAGGUCUGCACAUUGGCCUCUUCAGACUAUAGCAGCACGCAAAAGAGCAAUACAGUCUCAGUGGCAGUCUGCGUCUUGGACAACGAUUCACAGAAUUUAGCCAUUGUCAACUUGAGAGCAGAGAGAGUGGCAGCAGCGAAAGGUGGAAAGGCUAAAAAAGCCAAGGGCCUGGAGAAGCGUCCAUUGCUGGUUCAUGCAACUGGCGUUCAGCAUGCCCCAAAUAUUCUAGACGCUUGCAGAAUCACUGACUGUGAUAUUUCACGUAUUCUCACAUUGUCUAUGUCAGAUAAUGGAAAGCGCGAGUUGUCUCUGCAAACACCCUGGGGGAGCCCAACCAAGAUCGAGAUCCCGGUCCCUCUGCAGCUCUAUGAGCCACAUGGGAUCUCCGCUAGCGAACUCGUCAGCCGCCCAAGAGAAAGCGGCCUCAAUCGGGUCAUGGCUGAUCCAAAUCUUGUUUUCGAGGCGUUUGACCAUGUCUGCUCCAAUGGUAAAGUCGAUUUGGUGGAUACGGAACAGCAACGACACAGACUUCAAAUUCGCAUGGAACCCCGCAACGACCUUGUGAGGAGAGCUCUCAGGGUCUGCAAAUUUGUGCUUCGUGAUUCAGAGAAAGCGGGUGAUGGCCUGCUGGUAGCUUGGUGGGAGGUCAUGAAAUGGUUUCGAGGCAGAGAAGACAUUGAAAAUGAUCGCGAAUUUACUGCUCUAGUCAUUGUCCUCUUCUCCUUAGCAGUCCCCUUCAUCAAGAAGCCUGCGCCUCAGACUCCGGCCAAACGAACACGCCGAAAGAAAGGCCUUCUGAGGUCAAGUAGCGGCGGCUACGUGGAUCUCGAGAGCUGGGAGAAUAUGCUGGAUCUAGAGUCUGGUGCCUCUGGAGUUACAGCACCUUGGAUGGCAGGCAGUGCCUGGGGCUGGAUCGUUGAACAGGAUGCAAUUGAGGAUCUUGCUACGCGAGACGCAGUGCGAACUCCGAAAAAUGAUCAACCUAACGCGGCUCGUUCCACUUACCGUCACAAUACCUACCUGACGCGAUGCAUCACGCUGUGUCGUGAAUACGUUCAGAGCCCUCAGGGUAUCAGAGCCUGCGGGUCGGAAGGAUACUUGCCCAUCUCUGGAGCAUUCUCCGAGAACACAAGAUGCACGGCUUUGGGUUCCAUACUCGUCGGUCUACACCUUUUCAGGGAGGAGCAGAAGUUGUCCACCGGCGACGCUGAAGAAUCGCAGCAUCCUCUGGGCCUUCUUGCCCCGGUUAUCGCCCAGCUUGGUACCUGGCUCGGCUGGCAGUCAUGGAGUUGGAACGAAGAUGCUUACUAUGGCACUGAGAUGGCCAGCAUGGAGCGUUGGCAGUUUGAAGAAAAUCAUAUCUCGCUGCUGAAUGUUCCUGCGGAGCCAUUCCCUCCUCCAUCAAUCUUUUCGUUCGUCAUGGGCGCUGUGCGCCAAGGAUCUUCGCCUUUUAUUACUCUCCUUGAUAUCGUCAGCGCCUCGGACCGAAUCCCCAGGAAGGGACAAAUGUGGCAAGAAUGCUUCAACAUUACCCCGAGGACUCUAGCUCUGAAUGGCUUUUUAACCGAAGUCCAUCAUGUGUCGACUCACCUGGAGAAGCUCAAACUCUUGAACCGCUGGGGUUUGACGAAAAGUAUUAUCGAUACUUUGCCUGAAGGUGUUGGUGCGCCAUUGUACGAAGCAGUGAUGCAGUGCCAAAUUGAGGCCUCGACAUCUUGGAGCUCAACGCUGCUUGAGCUUAUCGAUCGAGAAGAUCUGUACAUGUCCAUGAAUCCCGCGCAAUUCCAAUCGUUUGCAUUUACAUCACCGCACCUCGUGAUCUCUCACGACGCCAUGCGUGACUUCCAUACUAUGAGUAGCUUGGCUUUGGAUAUCGAUACUAUCAACUUCUUCGAUCCGUCCGCUGAGAUUGACCGAGUCGCCAUAAUUCGACAGGUUUUUCGAGAUGACAGGCGCUUUAUGGAAGCUCUCCGUCUUCUCAACCAGUCGAAACCACCCGUGGCACAUUGUGUGCCUCAGCCGGGGUGGAAAGAUUCGGAUCUACUUGAGGCUCAGAAAGAGAUUACCCAGAUUGUCACGUUUCGGACAUUGUCUACUCCUGCUGGACGCGCCAUGCUCAGCUUCGGCGGUCGCCUGCCCUUGUUAACGGAAAAGUUGCCAAUCCCGUCGUUCUCCUUGCAGUGCGUUAUGAGUCCAUCCAAUGUCACUGUGAGUGCUGACAAGAGUUUCUUCACUGAAGAAAAGGUCUGCUGGGCUUUCUUCCACAAUGGAGUAUCCACGGGAUUGGCGAUCUCGAAAGACUCCAAGGGCAUCGACACUUCGUGGAUUCUAUUCAAUAAGCCACAAGAGCUCACCAACCGCCAUGCUGGAUUCCUUCUGGCCCUAGGUUUGAACGGUCAUCUCAAGUCACUGGCUAAAUGGGUGGCCUUCAAGUAUCUCACGCCCAAACACACCAUGACAUCCAUUGGCUUGUUGCUUGGUCUCUCUGCAUCGUAUCUGGGUACGAUGGAUACGCUCAUCACUCGUUUGCUCUCGGUGCAUGUUACCAGGAUGCUGCCUCUCGGUGCCGCUGAGCUCAACCUGUCGUCUUUGACCCAAACGGCCGGCAUUAUGGGCAUUGGUCUUCUCUAUUGUAGAUCACAGCACCGGCGUAUGAGCGAGGUGAUGUUGUCAGAGAUUGAAAACACUGAGCAAGACGAGCAGUCUACUUCCAACGAAGACCUGCGAGAUGAGGGAUAUCGUCUCGCUGCAGGCUUUGCUCUAGGUUUCAUCAACUUGGCAAAGGGCAAAGACUUGCGAGGAAUGAGAGACAUGCACAUUGUCGAGCGCUUGUUGUCAAUCGCCGUUGGUACCAAGAACGUCGAUUUUGCUCAUGUUCUUGAUCGCGGCACGGCGGGUGCCACAGUCGCAAUCGCCAUCAUCUUCAUGAAGACCAAUGAUGCGGUUCUGGCCCAGAAGAUCGAUAUUCCUGACACUCCUGUGGGUUUCGACUAUGUACGACCGGAUUUAUUCCUCCUACGAACACUUGCUAGGCAUCUUAUCAUGUGGGAUGGUAUUUCCCACACUCAGAAGUGGAUCGAUGAGAGCCUUCCCCAGGUGUACCGCCAUCGAUCCAGCCUGGAGGGAGUUUCCAGCCUCCGAAGUGAAGACAUGCCAUUGUUCAACAUCAUCGCCGGUCUCUGCUUUGCUCUCGGUCUUCGCUUUGCUGGAUCCGGGAUCCCCUUUGCCAGAAAUAUUCUACUGGCCUACUUGGACCAGUUCAUCCGCAUCUCUCGAUUGCCAGCACAGAAAUACGACGCCAAACUCGCCCGCAACUCUGUACGAAACUGUCAGGACAUCGUUGCUCUGUCUGCCGCUGCCGUCUGCGCCGGUAGGGGCGACAUACCUCUCUUCCGUCGCCUUCGCUCACUUCACGGCCGAGUUGAUCCGGACACCCCAUAUGGCAGCCACAUGGCUGCUCAUAUGGCAAUCGGCAUGCUCUUCCUUGGUGGAGGUAGCCAUUCUCUCGGCACAUCCGACUUGGCUGUUGCGUCCCUCCUCUGCGCCUUCUAUCCGAUAUUCCCGACUACCGUCCUCGACAAUAAGUGCCAUCUUCAAGCAUUCCGACAUCUCUGGGUUCUCGCAGUCGAACCACGCUGUCUUAUCCCUCGGGACAUCGACACGCGUCGACCCAUCUCCGUCCCUAUCAACGUAACCUUCAAAAGCAGCGGCAACCCAUACACAUACCCCCUCUUAGCCCCCUAUCUCCUCCCGCCCCCAGAAAUGGUCUCAAAGAUCGAGAUCUGCGGUCCAGACCACUGGCCUCUGGUCCUGGACUUUGAUCAGAACAAUUCCCUUCGCAAUAAAUUCAUCAAUGGCGAUCCGUCCGUCUACCUCCGUCGAAAGGCAACAUACACUCCCUCCGGCUCUCCGGCUUCAACAUCCACCUUCUCUUCAACCUUCACGGGUCUAAGCGAAGCACAAGAUGUCCUCCACACCACAAAUGGAAACCAACUCAGAGGCCUCCCACUCCCUCCCCGACUUUCGAAAAAGGAACUGCUUUCCGGCUCUUUAUCAGCGGCCGCCACGACCCCGUCUCAAACCCCUUGGGACUGGGUCUUCAAUCUACCGUCCCUGCAGGGCCUGGAUAUCCGCGAGCGAUCUCUCGUUCUACCUUCGUCGUUCCCGAAUCCAUCACCGAGCUUCUCUUCCCCGCUCGUUUCCUCGCCACCGUGGUUGCGUACUUCGGCCGUCGAUACCCGGCUUUCUCUGGAACGUACCAUUCAGAAUGUCGUUCGCUCUGCCAAGGGACGGGGCGCCGAUCCGGAUCAGGUUCGCGAUCGCAUUUGGCAGUUACGCCUUUUGUUCGAUUGGCUUGAGUCUGUUGAGGCGCGUGCUACUGCCGAUGAUGGUGAUGAGAUGUCUGCUGCGCAGCAUCGAUCUGAUUUAUGGCUGCGUAGGGACUUUAUUGAAGAAGCUAAGUGGUUGGUUUGGGGCGUGCAGGUGGAUGAUGAUCUGGUUGAGACAUGA